Anopheles nili is the source of this 1419-nucleotide messenger RNA. RefSeq names its product transport and Golgi organization protein 11 (gene Tango11). The transcript is spliced from 3 exons. The record is from RefSeq and is a predicted model, not a curated record. NCBI's taxonomy places the organism in Eukaryota, Metazoa, Arthropoda, Insecta, Diptera, Culicidae. The coding region runs from base 58 to 843 and encodes 261 amino acids.
UAGUUUCGCAGCGAGCUUCAUCAAGUGCCCAUCGGAAUCUGCACUAUCGUGUACAAAAUGGCACGUUCGAUAAGUCCUGGAGGCUACGGAAACUACGAAGACGAUUCAAUGUUUCAAAAUGCGGCCUAUGCCCAUGAUAUCAGCGAACAGAUGCGUGUUCCGAAACGGAUUCGUGCAACUGGAGAUUAUUACGAUGAUCAGGAUCUGCUGCCGAAUGGGAACGGUGAAAUUAAUUCCUGGAACUAUCACAACAAAAUCGAUAUGAACGUUCCGGAUCGUAUCGUGGUGCUCGGACAAGAUCAGCAUUUGGGCACCAAAUCGGCCCCCCGCGAGAUUAUGCUGGAGAAUUCUAUCUUACCAAAGGAUCCCGGAUUCGUGCGCGUCUCGACACCACCGCGAGUAAUAACACUUUCGGAACAUCACUUUCCCUCGGCUUGGGAGGAGCCGGAAGAGAAUGCCAAAGAUAACAACCAGGAGGAUACGUACGGGCCACCUUCAUUAGAGUCGGUCGAAGAUCCUAACAGCAGUAAUGCUUACUUUUCGAAGCCAUCUUUCUCGCAUGGCAGGGAGCAUACCAAACGUUCUGCUUUUGCAAAGACAAACAAUGAACUCACCUUAACAAGAAGCAUGCGCGAUGAAACACCAACAUUUGGUGGCAGUGUUGAAAAUUUGACACCUUCGGAGGAACUUACAAACCUGCGGCGCCAGGUGGCAAAAAUAAAUCGCCGACUUUUAUCGAUUGAGAUAGAAUCCGUGCAGAGGCAGCAGCGUGAAAAGAUCAUCUGUUGCGUCGGAAUGGCGUAUCUCCUUUUCAAAACAUUCAUGUGGCUAAGCCGGAAGUAAGUCUAGGUUGCAAUCAGUGCAAUAUAUUUCUACGGUAGCCAUUCACGUGCCACCGGUAAGCUUGGGUGCAUAAUGUAACUAUUCCAUAAACUGGAACAAGCACAAGCAUUAAUUCGACGAAACGUGUUGGUCAUUUAAUGGAAUGGUGCGUUGAAUGAGACUAGGUCUUUGGUACUACAAAACUGCUCGCAUUAAUGAAAUGAUUUAAUGUUGCUUCGGAGAUAGUUGUUCUUCUUUUAUGUGAAUAUACGAAAAGCUGUGUGAUGAGGUGUUGGUAGUGAGAAUGCGAAAUAGAAUCAGGAUUAAGUUAUGGGGCUAAAACAUGAUUUUUCCGAAGGAUGAAAAACUAAAGUAUUUUCAUAAGUGUGCUAGUUGGUUAGAUUUCCCAUUUCAAUUUCUUCAGCAGUAGGAAUUACAUUUAGUAUUUUUUACAAUUUUCUACCUUAUUUUGAUCAUGAUGGUUUUGUAUCAAUGAUAAAUGAUUUCUUUUAGGAUAUUUUAUAAAACUUAUUCACGUGACCGAUAUGAUAAAACAAAACUCACAUGUAAUGUAGCAUCCAAAUUUGCAUAAAAUAU